AGCCCGCGGCGUCCUCCUGCGCCACAGUUUCGCGGAGAGUCGCCGCGGUUUCCUGCUUCAACAGUGCUUGGACGGAACCCGGCGCUCGUCCCCCCACCACAUCCCCACCCAACCCCGACCGGCCACCCCGAACCAGCCGUCCACCACUUCGUCACAGCGCCCACCGAUCGGCUCCAGGCCUUCGCCGUCCCCGCGCCGCGCAGCUUCCACCGCAGCCUCCGCCGCCAUGACGACCGCGUCCCCCUCGCAGGUGCGCCAGAACUACCACCAGGACUCGGAGGCCGCCAUCAACCGCCAGAUCAACCUGGAGCUCUACGCCUCCUACGUCUACCUGUCGAUGUCUUACUACUUUGACCGAGACGACGUGGCGCUGAAGAACUUUGCCAAGUACUUCCUUCACCAGUCCCACGAGGAGAGGGAGCACGCGGAGAAACUGAUGAAGCUACAGAACCAGCGCGGCGGCCGCAUCUACCUGCAGGACAUCAAGAAACCGGAACGUGAUGACUGGGAGAACGGGCUGAACGCCAUGGAGUGCGCGUUACACUUGGAAAAGACUGUCAAUCAGUCACUACUGGAACUGCACAAACUGGCCACUGAGAAAAAUGACCCCCACCUGUGUGAUUUCCUCGAGACCCAUUACCUGGACGAGCAGGUAAAAUCCAUCAAGGAGCUGGGUGACCACGUGACCAACCUGCGGAGGAUGGGCGCCCCCCAGUCUGGCCUGGCGGAGUAUCUCUUCGACAAGCACACCUGGGAGACAGUGACGAGAGCUAAGGCUCGGGCUGCCAGUCACAGGCGCUGCGUGCAUGCUGGGGUCGCCUUUCUUCCCCCUUUCUAUAAGCUGUACCAGAACAUCGACUUAAGUCUCGUUUGUAUCAUUCCUUCAAAUAAAGUAAUUUGGUAACC
Molecule: messenger RNA, 906 nt
Organism: Erinaceus europaeus (western European hedgehog)
Lineage: Eukaryota; Metazoa; Chordata; Mammalia; Eulipotyphla; Erinaceidae
Gene: FTH1
Product: ferritin heavy chain 1
Biological process (GO): iron ion transport; intracellular iron ion homeostasis
Cellular component (GO): cytoplasm
Molecular function (GO): ferric iron binding; ferrous iron binding
Source: RefSeq, a predicted model, not a curated record